UUUCCGUUUAUACAGGAAGUAAAUGCUAAGCAAUUCGCGUGACAAACUGCACCAGACACACGGUUUAAAGGCGAUUUAAAUUGUGUCAUUUGAUUCGUAAAUUGUGCAAUUGAAUAUUUGAAGAUUAACAACCUUUUAAUCUAGAAGAUUGUGCAUUUGGUGUUUGAACCAACUGGAUGUUGAGUGUGCGGGCUCUGUUUAGGAUUGGGUUCCUUGUGACAUUAAGGGCAACCACAGUCCUCUCCCGCAGGAGGGCAUGUCCAUUGGUCAGUGUGACGAAUAGUCUAUAUAAGGAGUGCUUCAGUGGACAAGUGUCCACCAUGGCCCAGUCCAUAAAAUACCUUGGGCAGGAGGAGGCUCAACAAAUUGACGAGGAGUUGUUCUCAGAGUAUGGCUUCAGUGUGGACCAGCUGAUGGAGCUGGCUGGGCUCAGCUGUGCUACAGCAAUCACCAGGGCCUACCCCACCAGCUCUCUGGUCAAAGCCAGACCCUCUUUGCUUGUGAUUUGUGGCCCAGGUAACAAUGGAGGAGAUGGCCUGGUCUGUGCCAGACAUCUCAAACUCUUUGGUUAUGCACCCACCAUACUGUACCCAAAGAGGCCAAACAAACUGUUGUUCCAGGGUCUGACCACCCAGUGUGAGAAGAUGGACAUCCCUUUCCUAACUGAAAUGCCUGAGGCAAUGGUGGUCGACGAGGCUUACAACCUGGUGAUAGACGCCAUCUUUGGCUUCAGCUUCAAGGGUGCAGUGCGGGAGCCUUUUGGCUCCAUCCUGGACGUGCUGAAGAAGACAACUGUACCCAUAGUUAGUAUUGACAUCCCCUCAGGUUGGGAUGUGGAGCAGGGCAGCACAGAUGGACUCCAGCCAGACAUGCUAAUCUCCCUGACUGCCCCUAAGAAGUCAGCAAAACACUUCUGUGGACGCUACCACUAUCUGGGCGGACGUUUUGUGCCUCCUGCCAUGGAGAAGAAGUACCAGCUCAACCUUCCUCCGUACCCCAAUACUGACUGUGUGUACCAGCUGCAGUAGUGCCAACCAGUGAUGUGUGUGUGUAUAUGUAAAAAAUAAAGAUUGGUGGUAAAUGUUGUUCGCAGUGAGUAAAGUAAUGCUCCCAUGUAUGUGCGUUUACCCUCCGCUACACCACUGGUGUCAGCUGUAUAGGCGAAAGGCUGUGUAAGUACACUUGGGGUUUGAAAGGUUAUCAACGUCAGUGGAUCCAUUAGGAAUUGGAUGAGAUUUUUAUGUACUGUUUGCACAAAAGGUUAUAUAAAUGACUGGGUCUUUUGCUGUUUCAGUUUGAUUGAAAUGUUUUGGCAUUCUUAUAAGAGUUUGGAUGGACAGCUAUAAUUGCAGUCUGUUAUUUAAAUAUUAAAAAUGUUGAGUUUGAUAUUAUAAAUGGUCAAUCUUCAAUUAAUCGUAUUUGUCAUUGUUAUCACUUAACAUUGUAAAUUGUAGGUAUAUGUCUUAAUAAAAUGUACAUCUAGCAAGACCAAUCGAGCUGAGAAGACAGUUUAUCAUAGUCGAUCACAUUCUAUUAUAAAUACCAUUUGAAGUUUAGUAUAUUUCAUGAUGAUUGUGCAUAAUUUAUAAGACAUACAACAGGGGGAGUGGAUGGAUGGAUUGAUUACAGUUUUUUUUCUUUUUCGCAUUGGUGCAAUUUUCAGUUAUGGGGUGAAUUUAAAAACUCAAACUGAUAACACUUGUAAUACCCUCUCUUAUGUUCAAAACAUUUUAUUGUGCAUUAAUAAAUUGGAGCUUCACACAUUUCA
This is a messenger RNA of Oncorhynchus masou masou (cherry salmon), 1768 nucleotides long. It is a transcript of the gene naxe, whose product is annotated as NAD(P)HX epimerase. Lineage: Eukaryota; Metazoa; Chordata; Actinopteri; Salmoniformes; Salmonidae. The transcript has 7 exons. Gene Ontology annotation, cellular component: mitochondrion. The record is from RefSeq and is a predicted model, not a curated record. The coding region runs from base 177 to 1028 and encodes 283 amino acids. Gene Ontology annotation, molecular function: NAD(P)HX epimerase activity.